AAGCGGACCAGUGAACAGUUAACAGUGGCCAGUCAUUUCUCUCCUCCUCCUCCCACUGGUCCACAGCGAUAUAAACAUUCCUGCAGAGACCUCAGUGUCCAACUCUGCAUCCUCUCACUCCUUAAUCUAGUUCUCAACAACUUCAAUUGAAGAACCAUGGCACAGACCGAGGCGAAAACCUUCAGUGACGUUGUGGAGCUGAACGUGGGUGGACAGGUCUACGUGACCCGGCUGGAGACUUUGAGAGCGGUGCCAAACUCCUUACUUUGGACCAAGUUUACGCAGAGCUCCCCGGGCGACCUGCCAAAAGACAGCAAGGGCCGCUUCUUCUUCGACCGCGACGGUUUUCUGUUCCGCUACAUUUUGGAUUACUUGCGCGACUCUGACCUUAUUCUGCCAGAGUUUUUCAAAGAACGGAGGAGACUGCUGAAAGAAGCGGACUAUUACCAGUUGCCAGCGCUGUCUAGGCUCCUUGAUACAACCAGUAAGGAUAACUCAUCCGCAGAGGACAGUGGGGAGGCCGAGGAGUCAGAGCUCAGUCCAGUCACUUCAUCCUCGGACAGAGGGUCACGCUCCCCGGGGGCCUGCGCCGGAUACAUCACUGUUGGAUACAGGGGCAGCUACACCAUCGGAAGAGACAUCCAGGCCGACGCCAAGUUCCGCAGAGUAGCUAGAAUAACCGUAUGCAGCAAGAUCUCCCUGGCCAAAGAAGUGUUUGGUGACACGCUGAAUGAGAGCCGAGACCCCGAUCGCCCUCCUGAUAGGUACACGUCCAGGUACUACCUCAAGUACAACUUUCUGGAGCAGGCCUUUGACAGGUUGGCGGAGGCGGGCUUCCACAUGGUGGCAUGUAACUCCACCGGGACCUGUUCGUACGGCAGCAACGACCCCGGGGAGGACAAACUGUGGACCAGUUACACAGAGUAUGUUUUCAGCCGAUGAAAUGUGUAAAAUGUGUAGUGCGUAAAAGUGCGCAUAAAAUAUGGGCAUAGUUUAACACAUCAUUUUUAAAGAAUCAGCUCUAUUAGCACUGACAGCAGAUGCGUUUUCCGUGUUUUGUAGUUGCAUACUUGGACAUGAAGUUCUCUUUUAGUUUACUUCCUCAUUUCUAAACGAGGACUCAUCCCGCACACAAGCUCUGGUUGACGUUCAGGGCGAGCGGGGUCAGUUCUGUUUGCGCGGCUCUGUCACUGUGUUUUACUGCCGUGUUGGCUUCCUGCUUUAUGGCUUUAUUUCUUUCACUACGACUUAACUGUGGAUGGCAGGGACGACAUUAUCAUGUUUGAGUCUUCUUUAUGACAUUUGCACGGUAAAUAUUUCCUUAUCAUAAAUCAUGUCAGGAGGAUAGGGCCGUAUUAUUAUACGGUGGUAUAUUAUAAAUUCUGAAUGGUGAAAUGUCAUCAAAAUGUCGCAUAUAUAAAUAGGAAGUUGAAACCCAUCAAUAGCCAGAUGUCUUAAUGUUCCUCUUGAGCUUUAACUAUGCAUCAACAUUUACUGAAAAAGCACAUACCACCAGAAUUUUGUAUGUUAUGUCAUGAAAUUUCAGUUUGAUGAAAAUCAAAAUUAUUCAAAUAAAGUUCACACUGAUGCAUUA
This is a messenger RNA of Boleophthalmus pectinirostris (great blue-spotted mudskipper), 1594 nucleotides long. RefSeq names its product BTB/POZ domain-containing protein KCTD12-like. Bases 157 to 942 code for a protein of 261 amino acids. Gene Ontology annotation, molecular function: protein binding. The record is from RefSeq and is a predicted model, not a curated record. Gene Ontology annotation, cellular component: presynaptic membrane; postsynaptic membrane. Gene Ontology annotation, biological process: protein homooligomerization; regulation of G protein-coupled receptor signaling pathway. NCBI's taxonomy places the organism in Eukaryota, Metazoa, Chordata, Actinopteri, Gobiiformes, Gobiidae. The transcript has a single exon.